Molecule: messenger RNA, 817 nt
Organism: Astrephomene gubernaculifera
Lineage: Eukaryota; Viridiplantae; Chlorophyta; Chlorophyceae; Chlamydomonadales; Astrephomenaceae
Source: the annotation of a GenBank genome assembly
GGGACUUCCUGCCAGCAGCUGAGGAGGAGGAGGCGGAGGAGGGGCCGGCGGCGGUGGUGAUGCGGGUGCCACCGCCGCCCGAGCCUCCGCGCACUUUGCCUUUCUCUGCGGCCGCAUCCUUCGCGCCUCUACCGCCUCGCCUGAAGAUAGGGCCCUGGAUCCAACCGCUCCCUCCCGGGACGAGCUAACGGCAACCGCCAAAAAACAACGGAAGCAGGUCGCGGCUGCCGUACGAGGCAGCGUGGACGACCUGGCCGCGUGUGUCGUACGGCACUUGCUACGGGCCAUGGCGCUAGCGGGAUCUGGUACGGCAAGGCUUAAUACGCCGGCUGCUAGGUGCGCUAGUGGACUCAGCGAUGCUGAUGUUGACGAUGACGACGAGGACUCUGUUGGCGAAGGCGACGGAGGCGCGCUGGCGGCGAAUCUGCGUCUCCACGUUCCCGUCGUACUUUCCGUACUGCGGUCCAGCGCCGCCGCCGCUGCUGCCUUCCGUGAGGGCUGGCGUGCGGUGCCGCUGGGUCUGUUCCUGCCCUGGGCGGAACAGAUGAUCUCCAUGCUGGGAGAUGCCGACAGCAACAGCACCGGUCCUACCGCUACCGCUGUCUCCGCCUCCACCGCCGUCGACCCGCUCCUCGGCCCGCUGACGGCGCUGGCGCUGUCGUACCCUCAGCGGCUGUACGCUCCGCUGCGGAUGAGCUGGCAGCGCUUCCGCUCUGCCGCUCGGUCCGCCGCCGCGCCGCUGCUGGAGGCCAGCGAGUGCCCGGUGGUGGGGGAGCUGGUGGGGGCGCUGGACGAGAUGACGUACCCGGCACAGAGG